Nematocida major is the source of this 1356-nucleotide messenger RNA. RefSeq lists its product as uncharacterized. The coding region runs from base 1 to 1356 and encodes 451 amino acids. Lineage: Eukaryota; Fungi; Microsporidia. The record is from RefSeq and is a predicted model, not a curated record. The transcript has a single exon.
AUGGCAGGACUAUUCAAAGAAGAAAACGAAAAUGUAUAUAGAAAGUUUAUUGCCCAGGUCCGGCAAGCCGGGUUUGUUCGGGUGGUCUGCGUGUCCAGAGAAGUAGACCACUUUGCAGCUCUUUUUUCUUUGCUCACCAUACUGGAGAAGGAGCUUAUAAAGCACGAGGUGGUGUGGUCUGCGCAUAGCAAGGGAGAGGAGCGUGUUUUUGAGGUGGGCAUAGGAGAAGGAUGUGCCAUUGAAAACGGCGUCGUUAUAGGCGCUUGGGCGGAAAAGUGCCCGAAGGGGGUCAUGGUUAUGCACGAGGGCAGCCUUGCGCAAACCGUGUUUGCUCUGUGCAAAAGCUUGGGGCAUCUGACUCCAGACUGUCUUUGGAGCCUGUGCGUGUCCAUGUACGAAAGAACGUGCCGAGAAGAGGAAACCGGGUGGGACACGCUCAUACGGAAGGACCUGGAGAAGGGCCAGGCAGAGGAAGAAGAGUUUGGAAGCAGCGAAGAGAGAGAAAACGUGUGCCCAGAAAUGCGCGCGCCACAAGGGCUCCACAGGGAUCUGUAUGCAGAGGUUGGCAGGCUGGAGAGAGACGACAAAGAAAAGAUGUCUGUGCAGAUAAUAAACAGUGUUUAUUUUCCAUUUAGCCGGUGGAGCACAUUGUACGAGGCUCUUAUUAACGACUUUGCGAUUAUAGAGGAGCUUGGGCUUUUUUUCCGGAGAAAGCACACAAAGCACUGCCUGCUUGAAAACGCGGAGUACCUGCUCAACCAGUUUCUUGCCCGGCUGGGAAUGCCCGUUGCUGCUGCGCAGAAGGCGUCCCUUGGCAGCCUUGUAGGCCCUGCCCAGAAAAUCGCCCAGUGCAGCUUCAACCGAAGAAGCGUGUAUUUCAAGAACUACCAGUACAACAGCGGGUUUUCGCACAUCGAGGCCUUCUACGCAAUCUGCCAUCUGAUAAAAAAACAGGCGUUUACAGAGGCGGUCUUUGCGUUUAGAAAUAUAAAGUUUGUGUCUGCCGAAAACGGCCUGCGCGAGUACAGGAGGGUGGUGCACGACAUUAAAAAGUGCGUGGAAAGGAGAAAGGUUCUGCGGGUCAAUGGCGUGGGGAUAGUGCUCAUUCCGAAGGGGGUGGUUUCGUAUGGCUCAGACAAUGAGAUCUCUCUUAUGAAGAAGGUCUUUGUAAAUGUGCACAUGCUCUGCAAGGCCCGCAACCCGCACAAAGAAAUCAUUAUGGUUGCGGGUGUCGAGGAAGGCCGCAAGUGCCGAGUAUUCUAUAAGGAGGAUGGUUGUGUCUUCUGGAAGGACACCGAGGAAAGGCUUGUGAACGACUGCAUUCGGGACCUGCUCGAAAAGUUGGAAAACGAGUAG